Molecule: messenger RNA, 5495 nt
Organism: Mizuhopecten yessoensis (Yesso scallop)
Lineage: Eukaryota; Metazoa; Mollusca; Bivalvia; Pectinida; Pectinidae
Product: mucin-12-like
Exons: 2
Coding region: 412-3669 (1085 amino acids)
Source: RefSeq, a predicted model, not a curated record
UUUAAUAUAUUUGACAAAUUCUCUACAUGUCGCCGAGUUGCCAGGCAAGAGACACUGGUAAACAUUCAGACGGCCCGAGGAAAAACUAUUGCACUUUGUCAUCUGUAAUGAAUGGCAUGAGCAUGUCAUAGCAAGUGGUAUGGAUUAGCAAAUUAAACCUUGAGCAGAAACAGCCUACCUGUAAUUGUGUACAGGGUAAUUCACAAGAUCAGAUGUUAAAGGUCUACAAUACAGACCAAGACCAGGAUUCAAAUCUGAAGGUGUCAACUAUUGGACGAUCACCAGGACAAUCUCACCAACAAAUAAAACAUCAGCUUUUCACUGCAAUUACUAUCAAGACAUGCAAGGCAUUCAGUGAAAAGUGAAUCCAACUAAAACUGUUACCAAAAGGUCAUAAGAACAUUCCACAUCAUGUCGGCCAAUGAAAUUGUAACCACAGCGACCACCUCCGAGGUCACCUUAUCUGUUGUCAUGGUGACAGUACUGGUCCUCCUGGUGGUUUGUAACCUCUUUAUGUACACAGUGAAACGCAUGCUCACGGACCCUAAGUUCUGUUUACGUCAGAUGGUCCAACGCUACACCCAGAAAGUUCCUCGAGUUCGGGUCUUAGAGGUACAUCCCAAACCCAGGACCCCGUCCCUGAUUGGGCACAGCCAUGCAGACCUCAUAUCCUUGUUAUCUCAUUCAGCUAACCUACAGCUGGAAGGUAUAUCAAGAGAAACAGCUUACUCUCCCACAUUACAGCUUGAAAGUGCAACAAGGGAGACAAUUCAUUCUUCUUCACUACAGGACGACAGCAUUACAAGGGAGAUUACUCCUGUAUAUACGAAGGAUGAUACAUGGGAGGCAGCGAAUAUCAACAUGACUAUCAACUGUGAAAUGCAGAAAGUUGAGUUCAUACAGGAGGAUGUGAGGAAACAGGUCAUGUCUGAUCCUACUGACAUACAAAAUAUGACAGACAGCAAUUUACAUGUACCACCAUCAAGAAAACAUAAAGAAAUUCAACAACCAGUAGAGGAAAAGAAGCAGAAAGAAAAUGGACAAAAUACAAAACAUACUGUACCAUUCUCCUCCAAAGUUUUAAAUUUGAAUAAGGAUAAAGUACAAUCUAAAAUAGCUAACAAAGAUAACAGAUCUAUAUCCAAGGGAGACAACUCAUUGACAACACCAUACUCUGAUAGUAUGAAUUUAACGUCUGACAAAAGGACACCUGCAACAGCAAAGGUUGGAGGUGUCAGACCUAGAAAGCAAAUAUCAGGACAGAAAGAGGCUGCUGUGUCAAACAGUGUUGUGACGCAAGAACAGUACGCCACAAAUGUGAAACAAGAGAACAUUGUAAACGGAAACCGGGAGAAUGAAGGACAUAAAGAUGGCGCUAACGAGAAAGCUAUAGCAGGUGAUGUACUUAUAAAGACCAGUGGUCCCGUGGUACACGUGGCAGACAUCAACACUUCAUCAACUAUUAUACGCUGUCAGGAGACUGUGUCUAAAGGCUGUCAGGAGACUGUGUCUAAAGGCUGUCAGGAGACUGUGUCUAAAGGCUGUCAGGAGACUGUGUCUAAAGGCUGUCAGGAGACUGUGUCUAAAGGCUGUCAGGAGACUGUGUCUAAAGGCUGUCAGGAGACUGUGUCUAAAGGCUGUCAGGAGACUGUGUCUAAAGGCUGUCAGGAGACUGUGUCUAAAGGCUGUCAGGAGACUGUGUCUAAAGGCUGUCAGGAGACUGUGUCUAAAGGCUGUCAGGAGACUGUGUCUAAAGGCUGUCAGGAGACUGUGUCUAAAGGCUGUCAGGAGACUGUGUCUAAAGGCUGUCAGGAGACUGUGUCUAAAGGCUGUCAGGAGACUGUGUCUAAAGGCUGUCAGGAGACUGUGUCUAAAGGCUGUCAGGAGACUGUGUCUAAAGACUGUCAGGAGACUGUGUCUAAAGGCUGUCAGGAGACUGUGUCUAAAGACGCAACUUCAGGGUCAAAAUCUCAACCUGUUUCCAAUAUUGAACCUGAAACAACUAAUGGUUCCAACAUUGGUCAUGGAACAGUGCCUGGUUCUGACAUUAAUCAUGGAAAAACCUCUGGUCCAAACACUGGACCUGGAACGCCAACUGGUCCCAGCACUGGACCUGAAACACCAACUGGUCCCAGCACUGGACCUGAAACACCAACUAGUCCCAGCACUGGACCUGAAACACCAACUGGGCCCAUCACUGGACCUGAAACACCAACUGGUCCCACCACUGGACCUGAAACACCAACUGGUCCCAGCACUGGACCUGGAACACCAACUGGUCCCAAUAUCAGACCUGGAACACCAACUGGUCCCAGCACUGGCUCUAGAACACCGACUGGUCCCAGCACUGGACCUGAAACACCAACUGGUCCCAUCACUGGACCUGAAACACCAACUGGUCCCAGCACUGGACCUGGAACACCAACUGGUCCCAGCACUGGCUCUGGAACACCAAUUGGUCCCAGCACUGGCUCUAGAACACCGACUAGUCCCAGUACUGGACCUGGAACACUAACUGAGCCAAGCACUGGACCUGGCACAAUCUCUAGAUCUGAUUCUGAAAUUGGACAGAUAAUACUGACAAACACCUAUGAUACACCUGUGAUUAAGUUCUUCAAGGAAAUGAAAAGUGAAAGUAUAGAAACACCAGAAGAGAUGACGAUCAUCAAAGGACAGGUUACAGGAGAAUCAGAGGGGAUGAAUGGACAAACAAACAAACAAGUGGGGCACGAACAGGGAGGAAACCCAAACCUGUCAGAGGUAAACAAUUAUAGCAGAGGAAAUAGAAAUACAGAUUCUGAGGCAGAGAUAAAAGGGGGACAGAUUGUUACAGAGAAUGGAACAGAUGAACAAAGUAUCAAGGAAAUCUGUUCUACUUCAGAAAACGAUGAAAGAGAAUUACAGGAUAAACAGAUUUACACUGGAAAAACGGACAGAGAAAUUCCUAACAAGAUUGAGUCGGAAGUACAGGAUCUUGUUAACGAAGCUACAGGAAACCAAAUGACUGGUGCACCAGCGGCAGCUGACACCAAAGACAGUAUUAAAACUGAUAAAGAGGGAAACACAGAAGGGACUCCGAUCAAGUCUGGAGUAGAGGAUCAAAAAGGUGAAAGUGAUAGCUACAGAAAGAUGAAUAAGCUUUCAGAAGAAGCUAGAGAGGGCGACACAAGCAUAAAUACAGACAUUGAGAGAGAAAUAGAGACUGCCACAAAUAAAAAAGAACAAACAAAGACAGAAGAGAUAGAGGAAAAAGAUCAAGUGCAAUUAUUGAGUGAAAGUGAUAGUGAAAUCAAGACAGAAAAAGAAAGGAAAGAAGAAUUGAAGGUAUUUCUUAACACUGAAAGCAAGAAUAUAACGAAAGGGGUACGGAAUGUGGAAGAUUCAAAAUCAUCAGUGGAAUCAGAGGUUGAGAAAGACCUGACAGAGUAUAUUAGAUCUAACACAAUGGAAACACACGAUAAUGUUGAUGACAAAGUGGAGGAUGAAGUUGUUGAUGAGAAAGUUGGUGAUAAUGAUAAGGUUUCAUCACUGAAGGAUGCCAAGCCUACAACAAACAACAAGAGCAGUAAACAGGAAGUAGUAACAACAAAAUCACAGGCCGUCCGGGCCAGAAACAUGGCAUCUAAACGCAACGGCAAACGCUUCAAACAGCUCAAACUAACACAUUAACAGUGUGAUUAUCAAAGUUGAUAUAUUGACCUUAGGAGAUGAUUACAAGUUAAUAUCUUAACCUUAGGUGAUGGUCACAAGUUGAUACUUUGACCUUAGGAGAUGGUCAACAAUUAAUAUCUGUAUUAAUCUUAGGUGAUGGUCACAAGUUAAUAUAUUAACCUUAGGUGAUUGUUUUCAGUUAAUACAUUGACCUAGGUGAUGGUCACACAAACCAAAUGGUACAAGUUAUUAUAUAUAGACUUAGACUGAGGUUGUAAGCCAAAGGUCACAGGUUAAGACAUCAGCCAUUUAAAAAGUUUUACAUAAGCAAGAACAUUACAGAUUUUACUUGCUCAACUGGAAAAAUCUCAACCAAUGAUAUGAAACAGUUGACAUUAAAUUCACCAGGAAAGUGUGGCUUGUCCAAUUCAGUGAAAUACAACUACAAUACUGAUUUAUUUUAUGACUGUGUUAUUGAAUAUCAACCUGGACAGUUGAGGUUAGAAAAAACAUUUACAAGUUUAAUACUUCUGGCAAUAUAAAUCAGAUAAUUUAUUAUUAUUAAACUCCUGGAAUGCAAAAAGAUAAAAAAGAUUUGUCAGUGUGACCUGAUAGAUACUUGGUAUCAGAGACUUAACAACAGAUUCCUACUUCUACAAUCGUGUGUGAGAUAUAGAGGGAGGUACAAUGUUCCUACUUAUACAAUCGUGUGUGAGAUAUAGAGGGAGGUACAAUGUAACAUCGAUGCCCUAAAUAACUUUACAAAACACUCCACCCUACAUUUAUCUGUUAUCUGAUAACUAUAAUGUAAAAUUCAUCAAAUAUUUCACCUUUAUACUUUUUUGUUUUUAACUUUCUAUUCAGAAGGCUUCUGUUACAAUAUUUUCAAAUCAAAAUUGCUUGUUCAGAAAUCUUUUAAGCAUAUAUGGAUACAAAAUGUCAUGAUUGGUUUUACAUUACCUUGCUGUGGAUUUAUCCCUGUAACUGUAUACAUGUAUGUGGAAUACUUACCUGAGAUUUCAUGAUAAAGUAAGGGGCUUUGUUGGAUUCUGUGGGAAUUUCAUAAAAACCAUGUGACUCUUAAUUCGAGGAGACCAUGAAACUUUAAAGAACACCAUGGGAUUCUGUGGGACACCGUGGGACUCUGUGGGACACUGUGGGACUCUGUGGGACACCGUGGGACUCUGUAGGACUCUACUAAAUUUGUUUGUUUUAUUGUUUUGGGAGGGUGCAUGGACGCCUAUGAGACAGUGGAACUCUAAAUAACUCUAUGGAACUUUAUAGGAUUCUGUGGGUUUCUAUGGGAUACUAUGGAACUCUACAGAAAUAUUAGGCACAUUGUGAGUCUAGGGAAAUCCAUGGUACUCUGUCCCACAUAUAUGUUCACAAUAACGAGGUAAUAAAAAGGUACAUUUAAACUUGCUGGUUAAAUUCGGAUCCACAUUUAGUUUUUUUUUUAUCUUUACAAGGAACUACAUACUUUAAAAUAAGAAUGAAUAAUUAGGUAAACCAUUUAUACUGAUACUACUGAAAAAAUGACUUCAAGUGAAUUUUGGCUAGUUAAAUUUUAUAAAACAAUAGUCUUUAUCUUAAUAUAUUUAUUGUAAGUAAAAACAAAGGAAUUGGACAAAGAGAUUAACCUAAAAUAUAAAUGACCUCAAACUGCUUUGUUCUUUUAGGCAAUUUAACAAUCAUUUUGAUACACCUGGAAAAAGGAACCUUUCUUAAAUUCACCAUUGUUUUAUUAACGGAUCUACAAUGGAGAGAAAUGAAUUCCUGUCAGUGCAUUAUGACUAUAACAUUGUUUUUCUUAGGAAUUUUCAAUGGAUCAAUAAAGUACUGAG